This is a messenger RNA of Suillus bovinus, 702 nucleotides long. RefSeq lists its product as uncharacterized. The record is from RefSeq and is a predicted model, not a curated record. The coding region runs from base 1 to 702 and encodes 233 amino acids. The transcript has 3 exons. NCBI's taxonomy places the organism in Eukaryota, Fungi, Basidiomycota, Agaricomycetes, Boletales, Suillaceae.
AUGCACAACUAUUCUUUCGACAUCCCAAAUGAACCAAGAGCCCAGGAACAUUCUGUUUGGGCUGGAGAACUGAACCUCAAGGCACAAGAUGAAGGUCUUGAGGCAGAAGAAUCAGGCCUUGAGGUGGGAGAAUUCAACCUUGAGGCUGGUGAGGCAGACAUCAAGGCUGGAGAUUGGGACAUCAAGGCUGACAAUUCAAAUAUUCCACCAACUCCAGUCCUAAAUCCUAAAGAGACCUACCGAGAUUGUCACUUGGAGCUCAACGGAAAAAUCUGUGACAAACAUGGUCAGUUCCUUGACCCAGAUACUCCACCACCUCCAUUCACGACAAGAGAGCAUGAAUUUUUAUAUACUCGAAAUCAAAUGUCCGGCGGUGAUAUCGACAAGCUUAUGUACCUAUGGGGAAGAACCCUUGUGCAUCACGGAGACAUCCCACCAUUCGCCAAUCACAAAGACUUGUAUUCAACCAUCAAUGUGAUACCCCUUGGAAAAGUGGCAUGGGAGAGCUUCACAAUGAAGUUCAAUGGGGAAGGCUCAGAUCCUAAUGAUUCUGAGACUCACACCCCAUGGAUGGAUACUCCUUACACUGCAUGGUUUCGAGAUCCCCAUGCUGUUACGACUUGGAUAGUAUCUGUUGGCGACGCUCAAACAGAGCGUGUGUCGUCAACGGUCAAGGAUGUCCUUGGGCUAGCCCAAGGUUAG